AUGUGGCCAGAGAAUUGGCGGUCUUCUACGGCAUUCGUGACAUUUACUGUUGCAUUUGCCAUGAUGACUGACACGAUAACAUAUGACAUGGUCAUUCCAUUUCUGCCAGAUCUCUUCGCAAAGCGCCUACAUGUGCCAGAAGACGAAAUUGUGGCAUGGCUAAGCCUGUCUCUCGAAGCCUAUGGCGCCGCCAUGCUCAUCACCAACUAUAUUGCUGGAUACAUCAUCGACACGAUAUCGUCUAAAAGUAGACCUUUUAUGGUGGGCGUCGCGGCUCUACUUGCGUCGACAUUACUCUUCUUUCUCAGCAAGACACCACUGCUUAUCAUCACAUCACGAGUCCUACAAGGCAGCUCCUGUGCACUAGUUUGGACUUCUGGUCUGGCAUUUCUCACAAGCAGUAUUGGAGAAGGCGAUGUAGGCUACUACACGGGCUAUGCGCUCAUGGGCGCAACAGUCGGCGAGCUCGUCGGCCCGCUGAUCGGUGGCUUCAUCUACAAAUAUCUGGGCCACUGGGCCGUCUUUACCGUGGUCGAGAUUCUUAUCUUCUUUGAUAUUAUUCUCCGGCUCUUUGCGCGCGACCCAAUUGCUGCGUCCCAGCCCAAGUCCUCGGAUACGGAACAGGGACCAGAUUCAAGUUCACGUAGCCACGUCGAGACGGACCCUCUACUCGAAGGAGACUUGCUAAAUACUCAGCAGUCUACAGAAGACGCAGGCUCGAAAGAUGGCGAUGUUGCAAGCGCAAUGCGUCGUAUACGCCUGCUCUUGGCGACGCAGUUGACGGCGGUCCUUGUUGCGACCAUGAUGCGCUGUGCCAUGGAAACGGCAAUCCCCCUCGUUGUCCACAGCUUCUUUGGGUGGUCCUCCGAUGCAGCAGGCGGCCUCAUGUUCGCGCUCCUACUUCCGACAACACUUUCACCAUGGGCAGGCCAUCUAGCAACCAGCUAUGGGCCGGGUUUUAUCAGUGUGUCGACCUGCAUCAUUUGCAGCAGCGUGGUAGCCUGCCUAGGCUACCUCACACAAGACACUCUAUACACCAAGGUGGCAUUUGCAGUCUUGCUAUCCGUGGUUGGCGUGUGCCUCACGAUGACCACGGCAGUGAACACAACCGGCAUCCUGAUUCUGGUUAAGAAGCUAGAAGAUGGAUCGAUGCAGUCAACUAGUCAUGUGAACGAUGAAAACAGCAAAACCAGUCCUCCUCGACCAUGGCCGACAGAGGGUAUGAUUAUGACAGGGCUCUCCACCUCUUGGGCCCUUGGCCUCAUCCUGGGUCCAGCUUGUGCCGGUCUGAUUGAAUUCAUAGAUGUGCGCGGCUGGGCUGGGUUGUGUUGGGCGCUCGCCGGUAUUAGUGUUGUUGCCUUUGUAUGCAGUAUAAUGACAUGGAAGAAGUGGUACCGGAACAAUAAGGAGUAA
Messenger RNA from [Torrubiella] hemipterigena, 1413 nucleotides. The record is from the annotation of a GenBank genome assembly. Lineage: Eukaryota; Fungi; Ascomycota; Sordariomycetes; Hypocreales; Clavicipitaceae.